Messenger RNA from Felis catus (domestic cat), 5786 nucleotides. Its product is annotated as olfactory receptor-like protein OLF4. Gene Ontology annotation, molecular function: olfactory receptor activity; G protein-coupled receptor activity. The record is from RefSeq and is a predicted model, not a curated record. Lineage: Eukaryota; Metazoa; Chordata; Mammalia; Carnivora; Felidae. Gene Ontology annotation, cellular component: membrane. The transcript has a single exon. Gene Ontology annotation, biological process: G protein-coupled receptor signaling pathway. The coding region runs from base 1770 to 2738 and encodes 322 amino acids.
GGUCACUCUUAGCCUUUCACUAUUGAGAAUGAUGUUAGAAGUGGGCUUUCACAUAUGAUCUAUAUCAUGUUGAAGAAGUUUCCUUUUGUUCUUAGCUUCUUGAAUGUUGUUAUUAUGAAAGAAGGUCCAAUUUUGUCUAUUUUUCUGCAUCAGUGGACAUAAGCAUGCACUUUUAUCCUUCAUUCUGUUAAUGUGGUGUACCACACUGACGGAUUUUCAUAAGUAAAACCAUCCUUGCCUUCCAGGAAUAAAUCCCACUUGGUCAUGAUGCAUUAUCCUUUUCUACACCACGAACAAAAGGCUGCUAUGUUCUGUUUGGUAGUAUUUAGUAAAAGAUUGUCACAUCAGUAUUUGUUUGGAAUAUUGUUCUGUACUUUUAUUUUCUUGCAAUGUCUUUAUUUUGUCAGUAUUAGCGCAAUGUUGGCCUCUUGGAAUAAAGUAGGACGUUUUAACCUUUCAAUUUUUGUAAGAGUUUGAGAAAGUUUGGUGUUAAUUCUUCUAUUUCUGUGUGGUUUUUGUGAUUCUAAGCCAUGACGACUCAGUUGGCACACCUACAUUGCAAAAUGCAAUUCUCUUAGGAAAAAUAAGCUCUUGACUCAUGGUGUAUCCUGUCCCCUGCUUUCUAAAACAGCUGUGCUUCAGCCACAAGAGUACACAGUACCACAAUGAUGGAAAACUCUCUCUCUGCCUCUCUUCCUACCUGCACUGUGUGUGUGUGUGUGUGUGUGUGUGUGUGUGUGUGUAUGUGUGUAGGGAAUAGAGAUAUUAUCAGUGAAUAUACACACAUGAAAAACAUUUGAAGCAAGCUGAAACUGUUUUAUGAAAUUAAAAAAUGCAUAAUUUAGACCAACUAAAGACUGACAGUAAGAGUGAGAGAAUGUGAUAGAAUUAUGGAGGAAUGAGUUAUGUUGUAUCUGUACACAUUACAUAAAAUUUAUUCCGUGGUAGCAGACAUCAUAUAUAACAUAUAGGUAUAAAAACAACAAUGGACUGUAGUGUCCACUCCCUUAGGACGUUUCCACAGAUGCAGGAGGCUUUGAGCUCCUCUCUUUCUUAUCUUACACCCCACCCCUGCUCCUGUUGUGUUACCUGCUCUGCUCACAGCUUUCUCUUUGAUGUUGCCUGAUGGGUUUGGGUCUUGCCUUAGGGUCCUUGCACAGGCUUUUUCUCUGCCUUAAUUGGUUUCCUCAAAGUUAUCUGCAUGGUUCAUAUAUCCACUGCCCUCAGUUUUUCAGCUUUGAAGCCCCUCAUCAGAGAUGAUACAAUGGCAAGUUUCCCCUUCAUUUAGGAUUCCUAGUGUGACAUUGUUUUACUUACUGGUUGUAACCACCACUUGAAACAUCAUUCUUCAUUUAGUAAUAUUCGCUGCCUCUGACACACACGCAUCUUAAACUCAGUCUUGUUGAGGUCAAAUGCACAUCACUAAUUUUUUCAGUGCUUUCAAAAAAUCUUGCCAACAAAAUAAUAGGUUAAAAUAUUUGUUGGGUGAACAAAAAGAGUCUCAGGAAAUUUAUGGAGGAGAACAUUGCUUUGGAUAAAUGUUUUGAUUCAGGACAAGGAUUGUGAAUCAGUUUCAGCCUCAUGGAAAACACGGAACAUUGGGAUUCCCUGAAAUUUUCUGCUAAAUUUUCUAGAUGGUAGGUAAUGUUUAAGAAUUAACUAAUGAAGCACGUUGGAAACACAAAUUGCAGCAUUUCUUUCAAUUCUGUGAUCACUGCCUGUGCCUUUACAAUGCUCUUGUCUCUGUUCCAGCUGUUUUCACCAGACACAUGGAAGGAAGAAAUCAAACCCGUGUUACAGAAUUUAUCCUCUUGGGGCUCUCAGACGAGGGGGGGCUGCAGUCCCUGCUCUUUUGGCCGUUCCUGUCCAUGUACCUGGUCACCUUCACUGGGAACCUGCUCAUGAUCCUGGCCAUUAUCACGGACUCCCGCCUCCACAUGCCCAUGUACUUCUUCCUCUCCAACCUGUCCUUUUCAGACAUCUGUUUCACCUCCACCACCAUCCCAAAGAUGCUGCUGAACAUCCAGACGCAGAGCAAAGUGAUCACCUAUGAAGGCUGUCUCAGCCAGAUGUACUUUUUCAUGCUUUUUGUAGGAUUAGACAACUUCCUCUUGACAGUGAUGGCCUAUGACCGGUUCGUGGCCAUCUGUCACCCAUUGCACUACAUGGUCAUCAUGAAUCCCAAAUUCUGCAGCAUCCUGCUUCUGGUUCCCUGGAUAUUGAGUGUUCUUACCUCUCUAUUACAUGACUUGAUGAUUUUGCGACUCUCUUUUUGCACAGAUCUGGAAAUCCUUCACUUUUUCUGUGAACUUAUUCAGGUGAUCCAACUUGCUUGCUCUGAUACCUUCCUCAAUGACCUGAUGAUCUAUCUCACAAGUGGACUUCUGGGUGUUGUUCCACUCACUGGUAUCCUGUUCUCUUACUAUAGAAUUGUAACUUCCAUUUUGAGAAUUUCAUCAGCAAUGGGCAAGUAUAAAGCAUUUUCCACAUGUGGGUCUCAUCUUGCAGUGGUCUCUUUGUUCUACGGUACAAGCCUUGGGGUUUAUCUUAGUUUUGCUGCUUCACAAAACUCCAGAGCAAGUGCCAUAGCCUCAGUGAUGUUCACAGUGGUGACGCCCAUGCUGAACCCCUUUAUCUAUGGUCUGAGGAACAGAGACAUCAAGCAAGCCCUGAGAAAUCUCUUUAGCCGAGAGACAUUCUCUGCAUAUAGGAUUCUUUGUUACAGGAUAAAGACUUGAGUAACAGGGCUCCAAACCCUAGAAAACCUAGAUCAUGAUAUUUGUGUCAGUUCAUAGGCUGACAAUCUGCAGUUUGUCUUUCUACAGUUUGGGUUGAUUUGUGUUUUUCAUACAUUAUGAGCCACCAUUUCUUCUGUAUCUCUUUUCUUGUUGAAGCUUAUUUAUUUAGAGAGAGAGAGAGCAGGGAGGGGCAGAGAGAGGGAGAGGGAGAAUCCUAAACAGGCUCCUCGCAACCAGUGCAGAGUCUGAUGUGGGGUGUGAUCUCACAAUUGAUGAGUUCAUAUCAUAAGUUGAGCUGAUAUCAAAAGUUGAUGCUAAGUUCCUGAGCCACCCAGGUGCUCCUCUUCUGUAUUUCUUUUAAACGGUUUAGACUUCUCAUUAAAUUCCAUCGCAUGGAUUUUCAGCAACAAAUAAAGGCUAUAGGAAAUUGAGUACUUAUGAUGUGAUAGGGGAAGCCAGUGGAGUAAAUGUGGAAUCCUUCCUCUCUGAGAUGAAAGCAGCUGUCUGGUAGAGUAUCUGCUUUGGCAGUAAAAUCAUUCAGCAUAUCAGAGGUUAUAUACCAGGUUCCCGGGGUUUCUGUCAAUCCACCUUGGAAAGAGCUCACAUCUGCAAGAGCAGAGGCCCCUGGAAUCCUGUGUGAUUUGUUAACGAUAAUCCACAUUCACUAUGCAAUAUCUAGUUUCCCCUUGCACACUUCAAAACAUUCAUUACAUGUGAAGUUAAUAGAAAUGACAACUCGUGAUUUUUCAGGCAUUGAUGGUGUCAUUGUUGGUGCUUAUCCCAGGCAUGUACUAUUACUUUCCUUUUAAUAUUUUGGUAGGUAGCAACCCUAUUUUCUGAUUGCCCUCAGCACCUCCAAACUAUGAUAAGCCCUUAACAGAUCCCAACCACAAUAUGGAUAGUCUGCCUAUUGCCACCUCUGUCUUUUCUUUAAAAAAUUUUAAAAUGUUUUUAUUUAUUUUUCAGACAGACAGAGCAUGGGGGUGGGGGCAGAGGGAUGGGCAGAGAGAGAGGGAAGCACAGAAUCUGAAGCAGGCUCCAGGCUCUGAGCUGUCAGCACAGAGCCCGACGUGGGGCUUGAACCCACAAAUUGUGAGAUCAUGACCUGAGCUGAACCGGAUGCUUAACCAACUGAAAUACUCAGGUGCCCUUACCUCUGUCUUUUCUAAUGAUGCAUCCCAGAAUUUAGGCAUUGAUAGCAGGAUAUACUUAUGGUUCUAGCCUGUGCUUUAUGAGGCAGAGCAAGUGAAAGUCUCCUUAUCACCUUACCCCAGAAGCCACCAGUUUGAUGGUUGGCCGUAAUGGUAAUUUCCUAUUACCUGAUUCACAGUUUUCCAGGUAAAAGUCCACAGGUCCCUUUAAGGACUAAUAUUCAGAGAAAUGUUUAAGGGGCUCUCACUCAAAAGCAAAGAGAAGAAGAAACAGGGAAAGCAAGAAGAAAGAAGGAAAAUGAGAAAAAUAGAAUAAAGAAGAGAGCUUACUUAUAGCAUUUGCCAGUUUCCGUGGGAAAACUACUCUCAUCUUGCCCAAUAUCAAGCUACCAAUUUUGGUUCAGACCACAGUCCCCACGAACCAUUAUAAGUUGGCUACCACCAUUACCUUAGAGUCUUUGGGUUGGGUUUGGUGGAAAAUGUAAAGCAUUGUUGCUAUUUUACAUCCUUCACUCAUCCUUCACUAAUUGGUUCCAUCAACUGAGGAUCCGAGUCAGUGAACAGUCUCAGGUCUGAGAGGCAAGUAGAGAUUAUGACCCUUCAUUGUGGUGACUCAGGUCAAUCUUUUCUUCAUGAUUAUUAGAGGUAGGUGUUUUGGUUGUUGUUUUUGUUUUCCUUGUUUUUCAUAGCUACACAACUUGGAUGAACCCUUAGUAAGCCGCCCAUCAUUUUGUUUCAUGGAGACACCUUGAUGAAAAUGCCAGUUCCAGAAAUCUCUGUGGCUCAACCAAUGUUGAUGAGAAUGAUUAACUCUUAUAUGCACUAUAAUACUAUACCCUGGGUGGUUUCAGACUGUUGACAUGGCCUCUGGCAAUUCAGUGGAGGGGGCAGGGGCUGAACUCAGGACAAAGGCAUUUCAAUUUCAGCAUGUCCAUGGUAAGUCUGUCAUAUUGGGGAGAAGCUCUGUAGAGCUUGUCAAGGAAGACAUUACAUCCCUCGCCAAGGUGUUUCUCAAUGCUUUAUGAAUUUUAUAUUCUCCAAACUCUUAUUUUGGGUGUACUUUGUGGUUGAGGGGGGUGUUGGGGUCUCAUAGGGUAGAAUCACACAAGAUAAACCCAUCACAACACUCUUGUCUCCUUGUACUUUGGAUUCCUUCCUCUACAUCAUCAAGCUCUUUAUGGCACUGAAAUUCUUUUAGAAUAUGUCACUCUUUUAGUUCCUUUUUUGUCAGGGUAAAAAAUAUAUGAAAUUUAUUAUUUUAAACAUUUUGAAAUACACUUAAGUGGCCUUAAGUACUUUUUCACUGUUGUGCAAUCACCACCUCGAUCCGUCUCCAGAAUUUUCUUAUCAUCUCAAACUGAAUCUUUGUCCACUUGAAAUAGUAACUCCCCAUUGCCCCUUUUUCCAGUCCCUGUCUCCCACCAUCCUACCUCUUUCUCUAAAACUGAAUACCAAAGGUUCCUUAUGUAGAUGUUAUUGUUUAAUAUGGAUCCUUUUACAUCCUUCCUUUCACUUAGCAUAAUGUUUGUUUCACCCAUGUUGUAGCCUAUGCCAGAAUUCUAUUCAUAUUAAAGCCUGAAUGAUAUUCCACUGUAUGUUUUCACCACAUUUUGUUCGUCUGUGAGUUUGUUGAUGGACAUUUGGGUUGUCUCCACAUUUUGGCUACUGUAAAUAAAUCUGUUAUGAAAAGUGUUGUACAAAAAAUCUUUUCUAGUCACUGCUUUAGUCUUUUGGGGCAUAUAAGUGGGUACAUAACCAGAAGUGAAUCUACUGGAUCAAAUGAUAAUUCUGUGUUUACAUUUCUGAGGAACUAGCACACUGUUUCCUCUAGCAGCUGUGCCCCUUUUUAGUCUCCAAUUUCUCCACAAUCUCACCAACACUUAUUUUCUGAUUUAGU